UUUCAUGCCCAUGGACAGCUGCGGAUUGAAGGAAAUAUUCUUUUGUUUGACUUGAUGUCUUAUCAAGUUUAGUACAAUUUACUAACUCGUUGGAGUUAAACAGUUAAUUUAGUAUUACCAAUAUUAUUUACCGAUGUCUGGCGAAGAGUUACAUCAUAAUCCUAAAGUCGAUAUCGAAUAUUGCAAAGUAUGUGAUUACGGAGGUCAUUGUUUAAAUCUAGCUAAAACAAUAAAAAAUAGUAGUCCCGAAGCAACGAUUACUUGCAAUAAAGGUCGUCAAGGUUCAUUUGAAGUGGUGGUGAAUGACAAACUUAUAUAUUCUAAACUACAAACAAUGGCACUACCUGAUUAUGAGGAGGUAGCAGAUGUAAUACAUCAAGUGUCAAAUGGUGCAGAACCAAGGGAGAUAAAAGGACAACAACCAGUGAACUGCAGUAUAUCAUAACAUUUAAUAAAAUAUCACAACACCAUUUACCUUAAAAAUAUAAAGAAUUAAUAACAGUGCACAAAUAUAGUUUCUCUUUGUAUCUUAAAAUUUAGUUGAAUGUUUAGACACCUAUUACCAAUACAUAUUUGAUUGCUAAAAUGGUUUUAGUUGCACACAAAACAAUAAUGAGAAUAGGACACACAGAACAUGGUAUUUGUAUUUGAACUAUUACUCUACAAUCAAUUAUGUUUUGAGGUAAUGUCCAACAUGCAAUCUUAACAUACUGUCAAUGUUAUAGUAUCAAACAAAAAUGCAGUAUUUCAGUCUUACCUUGUGUAAUGAUGUAAGUAACUAUUUUUUGUUUUCAUUACCUCUACCUUUUUUUAUAAGAAUUUUGUUAUAAGCCAUAUGUACUUUCGCAAGGGGAAUUUCUUUACAUACUGAUAUAACAUAGCCUUCUCACAACUGACAUGAAUAUACCCUUACGUUCAGUGCUACACAAACUUUUCAAUAUUUUUGCACUAAUAGUAUACGAUUGGACAACGCGUUGGCCACGUGCCGUCCACGCGUCUAACACUUCCAACAUAAAGAUUACUAUAAAAGAGAUAAUUUUGUAAUGACAAGGUAGCCCCUCGCUUUUAUUUCACAUAAGAUACAAGAAUGAUUGUUAUGUAAAAUGAUGUUAGAAAAUUUCAUUUUCUAACCAGCUUUCUGUGGGCACCUUUGUGGCUUCAAAAGUUCCUAUAUUAGGUCCAAUGAAAAUGAAUUUUGAAUAUAGAUCACUUUGCCAAAUGAUAGCUCACAUUUUAGUACUAUAAUUCAGUAUUGUGGGUGUAGAGUAAUUAAGCUGUAAAUAAAUAUGGAAAAACUUAAAAGCAAAUAAACAAAUACUUUUUUAGACUUAAACAUAAACAUUACUUACAGUAAAAAAUGUAUACAGCCAUUAUUAAUUACGAAAAUGUUUUAUACAAUGAUAGGAUUCAAACAUACAAAUUAAGUGCCGGCCAAGAAUACAAUGGUAUUAUUAAAUUUGAUGUCACUGAAGAUGAGCUUAUUCCGGCGACUUAUAAGGGAAUGGCGGAUAUAUAAUAUAGGCAUUUUCAACAAAUUUUUGUAUAAAUUAUUUAGUCAAAAAAGUACAAACAUGUCAUGGUAGAAAAAAUACAGAAUAUAACUCAAAUAAAACCAAAGUCAACAGUCCUACCGCGACGGAAAAAGAAAUGUUUAGGAAGACAAGUUCUAAUGAAAUAAAGCAAAUUGUUACUGGCCAGCACUUUAACGUUUGUAUC
Molecule: messenger RNA, 1716 nt
Organism: Pararge aegeria (speckled wood butterfly)
Lineage: Eukaryota; Metazoa; Arthropoda; Insecta; Lepidoptera; Nymphalidae
Product: migration and invasion enhancer 1
Exons: 3
Coding region: 134-445 (103 amino acids)
Source: RefSeq, a predicted model, not a curated record